AUGAAUCCCAUGGAGUGCACAACAGUGCCACAGCAGCCGACGAGGCCUGCCAUGCACGACUGCUCGCGCGAGAGCAAAAGGCUGAAGCCGGAGAUAAGAGUAGUGCACGUAAAUUCACCGGAGAUCAUCAAGACAGAUGCAGCAAACUUCCGUGAGCUCGUACAAAGGCUCACCGGGAAGCCGACCAUAGGAAUCGGUAAAAAGAAGAAGAAGAAGAAGAAGAAAAGGAAAACACUUUGCAUGACAGCCCAGGGAGAGGUGGCUCCGAGGUGCAAACCAGUCGAGGUUAUGGGAGGACAGAAGGAGAAGCACGAGGAGUAUGGGUGUGGGGAAGGAGCAAAGAGAGGCUCGGAGGUGGAAGAGACGAGAGAAUUGUGGGUGGAGAAGAAUUCGGGUUGUUUCUCUGGUAAGUUUGGGGAGAUGGAUAGUUUUCUCCAAGAGCUGAGUGAUGUUCCACUGCCUCCAUGGUGUUCUCCUCGAGUGGAAGUGGUAGGAGAAGGCACCUGCUUCCUACCAGAAGAAAUAGGAGAUUAA
This is a messenger RNA of Musa acuminata AAA Group (dessert banana), 534 nucleotides long. Its product is annotated as VQ motif-containing protein 17-like. The coding region runs from base 1 to 534 and encodes 177 amino acids. Gene Ontology annotation, cellular component: nucleus. The record is from RefSeq and is a predicted model, not a curated record. NCBI's taxonomy places the organism in Eukaryota, Viridiplantae, Streptophyta, Magnoliopsida, Zingiberales, Musaceae. The transcript has a single exon.